Canis lupus familiaris (dog) is the source of this 4031-nucleotide messenger RNA. RefSeq names its product fibroblast growth factor receptor 3 (gene FGFR3). Gene Ontology annotation, cellular component: signaling receptor complex; membrane. The transcript is spliced from 17 exons. Gene Ontology annotation, biological process: protein phosphorylation; multicellular organism development; positive regulation of cell population proliferation. The record is from RefSeq and is a predicted model, not a curated record. Gene Ontology annotation, molecular function: fibroblast growth factor binding; fibroblast growth factor receptor activity; ATP binding. Bases 49 to 2472 code for a protein of 807 amino acids. Lineage: Eukaryota; Metazoa; Chordata; Mammalia; Carnivora; Canidae.
GCACGCCCGCGCGCGCCGCCUGAGGACGUCUUCGCCCCCGCCCCCACGAUGGGCGCCCCGGCUCGCGCCCUCGCGCUCUGCGUGGCGGUGGCGGUCGUGACCGGAGCCGCCUCGGGGCCCCCAGGCAUGGAGCAGCGCGUCGUGCGGAGAGCCGCAGAGACCCCGGGACCUGAGCCUGGCCAGCAGGAGCCACUGGUCUUUGGCAGCGGGGACACUGUGGAGCUGACCUGCCCCUCACCUAUAGACAGUCCCACAGGGCCCAGCAUCUGGGUCAAGGAUGGUGUGGGGCUGGUGCCCUCAGACCGCAUCCUGGUGGGGCCUCGGCGGCUGCAGGUACUCAAUGCCUCCCAUGAGGAUGCUGGGACCUACAGCUGCCGGCAGCGGCUCACCCAGCGCAUCCUGUGCCAUUUCAGCGUGCGUGUGACAGAUGCUCCAUCCUCUGGAGAUGACGAAGACGGGGAGGAUGAGGCUGAGGACACAGCAGGGGCUCCGUACUGGACACGGCCUGAGCGGAUGGACAAGAAGCUGCUGGCUGUGCCGGCCGCCAACACUGUGCGCUUCCGCUGCCCGGCCGCUGGCAACCCCACGCCGUCCAUCUCGUGGCUGAAGAACGGCAAGGAGUUCCGAGGCGAGCAUCGCAUUGGUGGCAUCAAGCUGCGACAUCAGCAGUGGAGCCUGGUCAUGGAGAGCGUGGUGCCCUCGGACCGUGGGAACUACACAUGCGUUGUGGAGAACAAGUUUGGCAGCAUCCGGCAGACGUACACUCUGGACGUGCUGGAGCGCUCCCCGCACCGGCCCAUCCUGCAGGCCGGGCUGCCGGCCAACCAGACGGCCGUGCUGGGCAGUGAUGUGGAGUUCCACUGCAAGGUGUACAGCGACGCCCAGCCCCACAUCCAGUGGCUCAAGCAUGUGGAGGUGAACGGCAGCAAAGUGGGGCCCGACGGUACGCCCUACGUCACUGUGCUCAAGUCCUGGAUCAGUGAGAGUGUGGAGGCCGACGCACGCCUCCGCCUGGCCAAUGUGUCCGAGCGUGACGGGGGCGAGUACCUCUGUCGAGCCUCCAAUUUCAUAGGCGUGGCUGAGAAGGCCUUUUGGCUGCGUGUUCACGGGCCCCAAGCAGCCGAGGAGGAGCUGGUGGAGGCUGGUGAGGCUGGCAGCGUGUACGCAGGUGUCCUCAGCUACGGGGUGGGCUUCCUCCUCUUCAUCCUGGUGGUGGCAGCUGUGACACUGUGCCGUCUGCGCACUCCCCCGAAGAAGGGCCUGGGCUCGCCUACCGUGCACAAGGUCUCCCGCUUUCCACUCAAGCGACAGGUAACAGUGUCCUUGGAGUCCAACUCGUCCAUGAACUCUAACACGCCACUGGUGCGUAUCGCCCGGCUGUCUUCUGGGGAGGGCCCUGCACUGGCCAACGUCUCUGAGCUGGAGCUGCCUGCUGACCCCAAGUGGGAGCUGUCCAGGGCCCGGCUGACCCUAGGCAAGCCUCUUGGGGAAGGCUGCUUUGGCCAGGUGGUCAUGGCAGAGGCCAUCGGUAUUGACAAGGACCGGGCUGCCAAGCCUGUCACUGUGGCUGUGAAGAUGCUAAAAGAUGAUGCCACGGACAAGGACCUCUCAGACCUGGUGUCUGAGAUGGAGAUGAUGAAGAUGAUCGGCAGGCACAAGAACAUCAUCAAUCUUCUGGGAGCCUGCACCCAGGGUGGACCCCUGUACGUGCUGGUGGAGUAUGCAGCCAAGGGCAACCUGCGGGAAUACCUGCGGGCAAGGAGGCCCCCGGGCAUGGACUACUCCUUCGACACCUGCAAGCUGCCUGAGGAGCAGCUCACCUGCAAGGACCUGGUGUCCUGUGCCUAUCAGGUGGCACGGGGCAUGGAGUACCUGGCUUCCCAGAAGUGCAUCCACAGGGACCUGGCAGCCCGUAACGUGCUGGUGACCGAGGACAAUGUGAUGAAGAUUGCAGACUUCGGCCUGGCUCGGGACGUGCACAACCUCGACUAUUACAAGAAGACCACCAACGGCCGGCUGCCUGUGAAGUGGAUGGCACCCGAGGCCCUGUUUGACCGAGUCUACACCCACCAGAGUGAUGUCUGGUCCUUUGGGGUGCUGCUCUGGGAGAUCUUUACCCUGGGGGGCUCCCCAUACCCUGGCAUCCCAGUGGAGGAGCUCUUCAAGCUGCUGAAGGAGGGCCACCGCAUGGACAAGCCAGCCAACUGCACACACGACCUGUACAUGAUCAUGCGGGAGUGCUGGCAUGCCGUGCCUUCCCAGAGGCCCACGUUCAAGCAGCUAGUGGAGGAUCUGGACCGCAUCCUCACUGUGACGUCCACUGAUGAGUAUCUGGACCUGUCGGUGCCUUUUGAGCAGUACUCACCAGGCGGCCAGGACACUCCCAGCUCCAGCUCCUCGGGGGAUGAUUCCGUGUUUGCCCAUGACCUGCUGCCUCCAGCCCCACCCGGCGGUGGGGGUCCUCGGACGUGAAGGGCCACCGGCCUGCAGGCUGAGCCCCCGUCAAUGUGAGAGCAGACCUCAGCUCACUAUGCUGCUGGUGGUGUGCUGUCAACCACUGGGGCCUCCUGGCCCAGGCUUGAGCCCUGGGCCAGCCUGAUGGACAGACGACUUUCUGUCUGUGUGGGCACACAUGUGUGUGGGUGUGUCUCGAGGCCCCGGCGCUGGAAUCCCUGGAGCACCCGCCCUGCUGUACAAUGACCUCCUGGCCACCUGUGCUGGCUGGCAGCACCAGGGGGACCGAAUGUAGAAUGUAAAGGGGCUCCUCCCUGGGGCCCCUUCCCCCAGGCUCCCCCAUUCCCUCAGCUGCUGCCCCACAUGGAGCCUCCAGUGUGGACCCAGGCCCCUCCCAGUGCCUGAGCUGAGCCUGCAGGGAACCCCCACGUGGCACACGUCCCUCCCAAGCGGCAUCUUGUCCCCGGGGGUUGGGGUGAGCACCCCCACCCCAGCCUUCCCCACUUCCCACCCUGCUCCUUGGAGACUGAAUUACGGGUACCCGAAGGCAGGAGCCUUUAACUUCUGAGAGGUUCAUCCAGAGACGAGUGUACAUUUAUAUAAAUAGAAGCUGUGUAUAGGACACACACAUAUAUAUAUAAAUAUCUAUAUGGGAGAAGAGCUGGUGUCGCGGGCACGGGACCCCGGAGGGCCAGGGAGGCUUCCAGUGAGACUCAGUGCGGAGACGACACAAGAACCAGCAGAGGAUGGAGGGCUUUUCUAGCACUGCGGUUUUGUUUUAAAAAUUGUACCUGGACCUGUAUAUUUGUAAAGCUAUUUAUCAACCCCCAGACCCCCUAUCCCUGUCCCCCCGCCAUGUUUAGCCCACCGCAUGCAGAGAAGUUUCAGUUUUAACUUAUUAACAGCUGAGAAAGUCCAAGCUUCUGUUGGCAGGGUGGCCCCAUUGGAGGGGCAGGUGCUGGGUGCGGCCAGCGUCACCCCAGACUUGAGCUUGGUCUCCAGUGCCCGCCAGGGUCCUGAAUAGUUUGAGGUGAUUCUAGCGAGGAUAUUCUAUUUCCUUUGGCCUCCUUUUGCAGGGGAAUUAGAUUUCUAUAGGGUUUUUCUUUAGGAGAUUUAUUUUUUUGGACUUCAAAGCAAGCCGGUAUUUUCAUACAAGUUCUAAUUGCCGUGUGUUCCGGGUGGGGAGGCCAUUUCCAGUGGGGGCCAGCCCUGUGCACCGGUUCAGAUGUUAUUAGAUGUUACAAGUUUAUAUAUAUCUAUAUAUAUAAUUUAUUGAGUUUUUACAAGAUGUAUUUGCUGUAGAUUUAACACUUCUUACGCAAUGCUUCUAGACUUUUAUAGCCCGGACUGCUACCUUUCAAAGCUUGGGAGAGAAAGCCGUGAAUUCAGUCCUGUUCUUUUUUGUACUAUUACUGACCCAAAUUUGGAUGGCUAUUUUUUGCUCAUCAGCUGGCCAGCUGGGCAGUGGUUCAGGGUGGUCUUUGUUCUCAGGGCCCCCCGCCUUAUGGGGGCCAAAGGUGUCGACCCAAACUGGUAGCCGUACCUUCCAAAAAAUAAACAGAGACAACUGGCUCACA